AUGUGCAGGGGUCCGCCUGUGGACCAGGGCUCCGCCUGUGGACCAGGGAUGCACCUGUGGACCAGGGAUGCACCUGUGGACCAGGGCCACCUGUGGACCAGGGCUCCGCCUGCGGACCAGGGCUCCGCCUGCGGACCAGGGCCCCGCCUGCGGACCAGGGCUCCGCCUGUGGACCAGGGCUCCGCCUGUGGACCAGGGCCACCUGUGGACCAGGGCCACCUGUGGACCAGGGAUGCACCUGUGGACCAGGGCUCUGCCUGUGGACCAGGGAUGCACCUGUGGACCAGGGAUGCACCUGUGGACCAGGGCUCCGCCUGUGGACCAGGGCUCCGCCUGUGGACCAGGGCCACCUGUGGACCAGGGCCACCGGUGGACCAGGGAUGCACCUGUGGACCAGGGCUCUGCCUGUGGACCAGGGAUGCACCUGUGGACCAGGGAUGCACCUGUGGACCAGGGCUCCGCCUGUGGACCAGGGCUCCGCCUGUGGACCAGGGCUCCGCCUGUGGACCAGGGCCACCUGUGGACCAGGGCCACCUGUGGACCAGGGAUGCACCUGUGGACCAGGGCUCUGCCUGUGGACCAGGGAUGCACCUGUGGACCAGGGCUCCGCCUGUGGACCAGGGCUCCGCCUGUGGACCAGGGCCACCUGUGGACCAGGGCCACCUGUGGACCAGGGCUCUGCCUGUGGACCAGGGAUGCACCUGUGGACCAGGGCUCUGCCUGUGGACCAGGGAUGCACCUGUGGACCAGGGCUCCGCCUGUGGACCAGGGCUCCGCCUGUGGACCAGGGCCACCUGUGGACCAGGGAUGCACCUGUGGACCAGGGCUCUGCCUGUGGACCAGGGCUCCGCCUGUGGACCAGGGCUCCGCCUGUGGACCAGGGCUCCGCCUGUGGACCAGGGCUCUGCCUGUGGGACAUGGACACAGAUGUGUUUCAUUGCUGUUGCCACAACCGGACCUAAAGAAGGUCCACAGGCCACAACCGGACCUAAAGAAGGUCCACAGGCCACAACCGGACCUAAAGAAGGUCCACAGGCCACAACCGGACCUAAAGAAGGUCCACAGGCCAAAACCGGACCUCCAGAGGGUCCACAGGCCAGAACCGGACCUCCAGAGGGUCCACAGGCCAUAACCAGACCUCCACAUGGUCCACAGGCCACAACCGGACCUAAAGAAGGUCCACAGGCCAAAACCGGACCUAAAGAAGGUCCACAGGCCAAAACCGGACCUAAAGAAGGUCCACAGGCCAAAACCGGACCUCCAGAGGGUCCACAGGCCAAAACCGGACCUCCACAUGGUCCACAGGCCACAACCGGACCUAAAGAAGGUCCACAGGCCACAACCGGACCUCCAGAGGGUCCACAGGCCAUAACCAGACCUCCACAUGGUCCACAGGCCACAACCGGACCUAAAGAAGGUCCACAGGCCAAAACCGGACCUCCAGAGGGUCCACAGGCCAUAACCAGACCUCCACAUGGUCCACAGGCCACAACUGGACCUAAAGAAGGUCCACAGGCCAAACCGGACCUCCAGAGGGCCACAACCGGACCUAAAGAAGGUCCACAGGCCAAAACCGGACCUCCAGAGGGUCCACGGGCCAGAACCGGACCUCCAGAGGGUCCACAGGUCAUAACCAGACCUCCACAUGGUCCACGGGCCAAAACCGGACCUAAAGAAGGUCCACAGGCCAAAACCGGACCUCCAGAGGGUUCACGGGCCACAACUGGACCUCCAGAGGGUCCACAGGCCAGAACCGGACCUCCAGAGGGUCCACAGGCCAAAACCGGACCUCCAGAGGGUCCACAGGCCAAAACCAGACCUCCACACAGUCCACGGGCCAAAACCGGAUCUAAAGAAGGUCCACGGGCCGAAACUAGACCUCCAGAGGGUCCACAGGCCAAAACCGGACCUCCAGAGGGUCCACAGGCCAAAACCAGACCUCCACACAGUCCACAGGCCAGAACCAGACCUCCAGAGGGUCCACGGGCCAGAACGAGACCUAAAGAAG
Sphaeramia orbicularis (orbiculate cardinalfish) is the source of this 2008-nucleotide messenger RNA. Its product is annotated as collagen alpha-1(I) chain-like. The record is from RefSeq and is a predicted model, not a curated record. The annotation marks the transcript as partial. NCBI's taxonomy places the organism in Eukaryota, Metazoa, Chordata, Actinopteri, Kurtiformes, Apogonidae. The transcript is spliced from 3 exons.